AUGCUUAUCUUCAAGGAUGUUAUCACCGACGACGAGAUGAUCUCGGACUCGUACGACCUCAAGGAGGUCGACGGGAUCGUCUACGAGGCUGACUGCGCCAUGAUCGAGGAGGGCGGUGUCACCGUUGACACUGGUGCCAACGCCUCCGCCGAAGAGGCUGAGGAGGGUACCGACGACCAGAUCGUCAAGGUCAACAACAUCAUUGCUUCUUUCCGUCUCCAGUCCACCCAGUUCGACAAGAAGGGUUACCUGGCUUACCUUAAGGGCUACAUGAAGGCUGUCGUUGCUGCUCUCCAGGAGGCCGGCAAGGGCGAGGACGAGGUCAAGGCCUUCCAGACCGGGGCCCAGAAGUACGUCAAGGAGAAGCUGCUGCCCAACUUCAAGGACUACGAGUUCUACACCGGCGAGUCCAUGAACCCCGACGGCAUGAUCGCCCUCCUUAACUACCGCGAGGACGGUGUCACCCCCUAUUUCAUCUUCUGGAAGCACGGCCUGAAGGAGAUGAAGGUCUAG
Messenger RNA from Diaporthe citri, 513 nucleotides. RefSeq lists its product as uncharacterized. Lineage: Eukaryota; Fungi; Ascomycota; Sordariomycetes; Diaporthales; Diaporthaceae. Gene Ontology annotation, molecular function: calcium ion binding. The record is from RefSeq and is a predicted model, not a curated record. The transcript is spliced from 4 exons. Gene Ontology annotation, cellular component: cytoplasm. The coding region runs from base 1 to 513 and encodes 170 amino acids.